Molecule: messenger RNA, 1859 nt
Organism: Chanos chanos (milkfish)
Lineage: Eukaryota; Metazoa; Chordata; Actinopteri; Gonorynchiformes; Chanidae
Product: properdin
Exons: 11
Coding region: 141-1457 (438 amino acids)
Source: RefSeq, a predicted model, not a curated record
CACCCUCCCUCACAGUGAGGUUUCUGUACUCCAGUUCACUGCCCUUACGAGAAAGGCCAUAUUUGCAGUUUGUUCCUGAAAAAAAGGUGCUUAUGGUUACACAAAUCAAUAUCUAAUAUCAAGGACAAUCAGGUGAAGAAAUGAUGUUGUUUUUGUUCACUAUAUUCGUGAUGCUUUGUCUUCAGCAAUCAGUGUGUGAGGUGGUCGAGUGUUACGGUCAGUUUGAUCCGUCAUCGGGGAGAUGUGGCAAUGUUUUGGGUGCUGUAGAUAUGGAUGACUGCUGUUUAAACGUGGACUAUGGAUACAUGGAUACAGAUGGCAAUUGCAAAUCUUGUAGAAAAGCUAAAUGGUCGGAGUGGUCACCCUGGAGCUCGUGCUCAGCAUCGUGUAAGGAAGGCGUUAGGAUGAGACGGCGACGUUGUUACGGUAUCGGAAAAUGCCGCGAUCCUGAAAUGCUUGGAGAGCUACAGACAAAGGCCUGUGAAGAUAAGAGCUGUUGUCCUGAGGAUGGGGGAUGGACUGAGUGGGGCGAAUGGCAGCCGUGCUCAGUUACCUGUGAAAAAGGCUUCAAAAAGAGACAGAGGACUUGCACUGAGCCCCCACCUAAAUGCGGAGGGUCCUGUUUUGGUCCAAAUGAACAAAUCGCAGAUUGCGAAGAACCUUCUGUCUGCCCAACUCAUGGUGGCUGGUCCGAAUGGGGAAAUUGGGAACCUUGCACAGGAACUUGUAAGACAGAGGGACGUGAACCCCCUCAGCAAAGGCGCUCUAGGACUUGUACCAACCCGGCACCAUCCUCACAACCCCGGGGCCGUCACUGCGAGGGCUCGGCUACUGAACCUCGAGCCUGCCAACACCUACCUUUCUGUGCUGUUCCAGGUAACUGGGGACCUUGGACGCACUCAUCACCCUGUUCUGUGACAUGCGGAGUGGGGCUGGAGACAAAGACUCGAGAAUGUAACAGUCCACCGCCCAAACAUGGUGGCCAACCCUGCCAAGGAAACGGCAUCAAAAAAGAUAUUUGCAAUACUAAGGAACCAUGCCCAGUGGAUGGAGAAUGGUCAUCUUGGGAACCAUGGGGGGCAUGUGAAAAUAAGGCCACGAGAUCAAUAAGAUGCAGAAAAAGAGAGGGGUCACAAAAGCGAGAGCGAUGGUGUGAAAGGGACUGGAGUGGAGAAUACUGUAAGGGAGAUAUUGUGGCUUACAGGAGCUGCUUUGACAUUCAAGAUUGCAAAAUGAAACACUAUUGGACUGAGUGGAGUGAAUGGGGUUUGUGCCAUCCACCCUGCGGACCUGGAUCCAACAGGACAAGAAAACGAGAGUGCAAACCUGACGUGUCAGAAUACAAAGGUGAGAGUAAGAACUUUUAUGGAACACCACUGCUGGACUGUCCAGAUCCCGUAGAGACAGAGUCUUUGCCAUGCACAGGGGUGCCCAGUUGUGAGGAUGCUUUGCGCUGAUUUGCUUAAAUUCAGGAGCACCCCAACUGAGGCUACACUAGAAGAGGAAAAUGCCUUGUGUUUCUCUUUGAAAAAGUACAUAAAAAUAAAUACAUUAUGGCACAAAUAGCUACAAAAUAUGUUUUCAGAUGUAUGCUCAUAUAUUAAAAGCAUCCUUCUUUCAAAGCCUUCUUUCAAAAGCUCAUUUGCAGCUACAACACCUUUUGUCUUUUUGUAAAUUUAUUUGCAAUGGCACAGUCUUUGUGUUGAAACCUUGCAUGCAUGUGUACACAAUAUGGAUAACAUUCAUUCCAACAGCUUUUAUAACCUUGCUAUUAAUAAUGAAAGCCAUGCAACGUUUGGUAGUUCUGUUUGUAAAGCAGCAGUUGUCAUGUGGCCUUAUGUUGACUUCAAAUUAAAAAA